AUGCACCAACACGAGGUUAAGGAUGAAAUUCAAGAGAGCCCAACAGAUUUGAAACUUCAGAACAUGUCAAAUCGUAAUCCUAAAUGUACGCGGUGUAGAAAUCAUGGUAUUUUGUCGGAUCUUCGCGGACAUAAACAUCAGUGUCGCUUCAAAGACUGUUCGUGUAUGAACUGCCGAACUGUUGCUGAACGACAGCGUCUAACGGCCGCCAGGAUUGCGCUUUUUCGUCAGCAGAAGGUGAACGAGGCAGAUAUGAUCGUUAAUUCGCCGGAAUUAGAACAAAUGGAUGCGGGUCUAUUGAAUGAAUGGAUGAACGGUGAACGCGAACAUCGAGAUGGAUUGUUAAAACGUAAACACAGCGGCGGACGAGAUGCCAGUAGUAGCAACAGCCCAGAAAGUUCUGACAGUGAUUACGGCAGUGGUAUGGCCUCAGCCUCUAAGAGACCUCAUGUGGAGUCCACCUUGACACUUCCUACGGUUAUUCCAUCCCCAACGGAUAUCCUAACAAAGGCGUUUCCCGGUCUAUCAUCCACGGUACUUGAGCACGUGUUGAAAGGCUGUAAUGGCAACGUUCUUCAAGCCAUCGAAGUAAUCGUGCAGUACAACGCGACCAAACCACAGACAAAAGGUUUUCUUGGUCAGUCGAAUAUACCAGAGCCUCAACCUCCAAACCAAGUCAACCCGCAAGCUCCACCACCACUUUCUUCCCAGGCCCCUCGCGUUACCCAUCCGUCAUCAGGUUCCGUUCCACCGCUGUUCAAAUUUAACUACGUAAAUGGACAAUAUCGUUAUCUAAUGCCGCCAUCUUUGAUACCUCUUACGUCAUAUAUGUUCCCUUCCGCCAACGGCGUCAGACUUCCGUUUCCACAGUUUCCGGUCGACGUCCGGAAUCAACAAUUCAACCCGGUUGAAGGCGCACUGGAAGCGGAAGAAAGUGCGAAUAGCAACACCAACCCAAUCAGCACUUACACUUCCGGUGUAUGCAAAGGUUGUGGUCAAGAGACAAGUUACGAUGACAAUUUAUGCGCAAAUUGCUCGGUUUCUUUCAAUCGAAAGUAA
Molecule: messenger RNA, 1059 nt
Organism: Stylophora pistillata
Lineage: Eukaryota; Metazoa; Cnidaria; Anthozoa; Scleractinia; Pocilloporidae
Product: doublesex- and mab-3-related transcription factor A2
Biological process (GO): sex differentiation; regulation of transcription by RNA polymerase II
Cellular component (GO): nucleus
Molecular function (GO): ubiquitin binding; RNA polymerase II cis-regulatory region sequence-specific DNA binding; DNA-binding transcription factor activity, RNA polymerase II-specific
Source: RefSeq, a predicted model, not a curated record